UGUGAUUUGUCUUGGUUCAGCGUUUCUCGGAGUCUCUUUCCUACCUUUUGAACACCACGUUUUGCUGGGACUGUGAUUAUUCGUUUUACUAAAUUUAGCAUCGACAGGUGCAAUAGAAAAUGUUCAAAACAAUAGACCGAAUAUUUCUCGAGAACUUUUAACGAACAAUUGACAACAAAUCAUUCCAGUUUGAAUACAUUCCCUCUGCAAUCAUGACAAACCGCAACUUGUUCUUUCAUUCGGCAGUAAUCUUAUUGUUGAUCCUGAUCGCGGAAACAACAAGUGCCAAUUCUGACAGAGACCUAAUCGGAUACAACCAAAUUAUGGAUUUGAUUCCUAUGCAAGGAACAACGUCUCUAUCUUCGGCAGCCCCCUCUCCCGUUCCACAAAUGGCAGUAACAGAGGGUCGGAUCGAUCCAUCAGAAGCCGACUUAGAAUCUCCAUCGCCUGUCAUUCAGGGCAAACCAACAAAAUUUCCCACAUUGCCUCCUACUCCAUUUCCCACUAGAUGGACACCAAGUGCAACACCGUCAUCAGCACCAAGUGUCUCGCCGAGACCAUCAGUUUCAAUGUCUCCAACCGCACCAACAACGUCACCAACAGAGGCACCAUCACAACCUCCUACCUCGAACCCCUCGUCGUCACCUACCGUCAGCCCGACCGAAGCCUCUAGUUCCCGCCCGUCCGCAUCACCUACGGAAGCACCAAGUAUCCCGCCAACUGAUGGGCCGAGCAAUUUACCGAGCCUGUAUCCGAGCGAUGAACCAUCACAAGAGCCAUCCACUUCUGAACCAAGCGGUUCAGAAGAGCCUUCGAUGAGAGAUACAAACGUAGAUACAAGCGUUGAGCCAAGUGUUAUGAUUUCAACCGAGACUAUUGAAGUUGAAGGACGAACGGAUGACAGUGAAGACGAGACAAUUGGCGCAGACAAAACUAUAUGUAAGUAAAUGUUGUGGAUGAAAAUUGUCAUUAAAACGUGAAAGAAUCCGUACUGCUUGUGUUUUUGGCACAUAUACUUUUCAAAUUAUAUUUUUGAAUAGGUUUCAUCAGUCCAACCCAUAUGAUCAACUUUGUAAUCUUGCUCUACCCUACCCUCUUCAGCCGAAACCAUAUGUGAUGAAGACAAAGCGGGCACGUGGGGCAACCUCUGUGCCGCCCUGAAAGCGUCUAAUCUAUUUCAAAUAAUGGGAGAUGAGAGAGGGCAGUAUACUCUUUUCGCUCCGACCAACGGUGCUUUUGACGCUGGGGACUACACACUAGAGGCCCUUCUUCAAGACCGUGGUGCUCUUCGAGAUCUCAUGUCCAUACAUAUCGUGCCCUUGGCUCUUUCAUAUGACGCAUUAACGUGCAACCUAAACUCUGAAACUUUGAACUUCGAUCGAACCUAUACUAUUUGUAUGGGCGACACGAAAUUCCAAACAUCUGAUGGAAACUUGCUUCGCAACCUUCCGGUUAUUGAUCAAUCUGAAGAUGUAGUAACAAAGAAUGGUGUCAUCCAUUCAAUUAGUAACCUCAUUCUUCCUUUUGAAUUUUCGGUCGGCAAUCAUAUUGAUACGGAAUCACCUGAAAACGACGUCGACAUCACCGUUGACAUCAACAACCAAAAUGUUGACAAUGGAAGCAUUAUCUCCUCUGAUGUUAUGAGUGACGUAGUCGAAAGUGACGCGGUUGGAGAAGAUAAGAAUGAUACUGAUGUCAGCGACACUUCGAGCGAUGUAGUCGGAAGUGAAGAGGUUGAAGAAGAUAACAAUGAUACUGAUGUUAGCGACACUUUGAGCAAUAAUUCAAUGGACGGUGGUGACAACCUUGCAUUCGAAUGCCAAGUAUGCAAAGACCAAGAACUUUGUGCAAUAUCUCGUUCAGCGGUGAUGAGAAUUCCUGGGGAAGGCAAGGUAUCUUGUAUCAGCGUAGUCGAGAGGCAGAACACAGGCAGAUUGAACAUGCUACCCUCCAUUUGCAACUCCAUACAGAAACAAUUCACGGAGUAUUGUCUUAUUGGAGGGAACUAAUGUUUUGUCCCCAACACAAUCAACAAAAUCGUCUCAUGAUGCGCAACCUCAGUACGGCAAUCCACAAAACCAGAGAGUUCUGAAGGGAUGGAUGCAUUGUAGUCACCAUCAACAUGUCAACGGCAUAUCUCUGGCCAUUGCUUUCGCAACAUACUGGAUACAAUACUAGAUAUAUUAAAUGCAGCGUCACCAAAUAAUUAGAAAUAUUAAAU
Pseudo-nitzschia multistriata is the source of this 2221-nucleotide messenger RNA. NCBI's taxonomy places the organism in Eukaryota, Bacillariophyta, Bacillariophyceae, Bacillariales, Bacillariaceae. The record is from the annotation of a GenBank genome assembly.